Symphalangus syndactylus (siamang) is the source of this 1991-nucleotide messenger RNA. It is a transcript of the gene KHDRBS3, whose product is annotated as KH RNA binding domain containing, signal transduction associated 3. The record is from RefSeq and is a predicted model, not a curated record. Gene Ontology annotation, biological process: regulation of alternative mRNA splicing, via spliceosome. Gene Ontology annotation, cellular component: nucleus. Gene Ontology annotation, molecular function: mRNA binding. Lineage: Eukaryota; Metazoa; Chordata; Mammalia; Primates; Hylobatidae.
CAGAGUGCGCGGGGCGGCGCGCGGCGUGCAGGUCGCAUCUGUGGCUCGGGUGCCGGCAGGUGCUGGCGGGACUGGCGGGGAUCGCCGUGGACUGCCUCAGGGGCGCCGCCGCCCGCCUGGCCCGAGGGCCCGCCUAACCGCGCCGCCCGCGCCCGCUCCUCGUCGGCCCGCGCCCGGAGCGCGGGGGCUGCCGGCGCUGGGCACUCGGCGGCCACCGGGGAUCGGGGCUGAGGGGCCAGUUCCCGCCUCCCUGCCGCCGCCGCCGCCGCCGCCGCCUCCCAGCCGACCGCCCGGCUUGGCGGCCGCCGCCGCCGCGUCUGGCCCCCGGGUCCGCGCCGCUGGGGGCGCGGGCGGGGUCGGGGGUUGCCGGGCGCCGCCGCCCGUGCGCCUGGAGUCCACGUCCCGGGCCCGGCGGCCGGCGAGCAUGGAGGAGAAGUACCUGCCCGAGCUGAUGGCGGAGAAGGACUCCCUGGACCCCUCCUUCACGCACGCCCUGCGCCUGGUGAACCAAGAAAUAGAAAAGUUUCAAAAAGGAGAAGGCAAGGAUGAAGAAAAGUACAUCGAUGUGGUGAUUAAUAAGAACAUGAAACUGGGACAGAAAGUGUUAAUUCCUGUAAAACAGUUCCCUAAGUUCAACUUUGUGGGGAAACUUUUGGGUCCACGUGGGAAUUCUCUGAAGCGUUUACAAGAAGAAACCUUGACAAAAAUGUCCAUCCUUGGGAAAGGUUCCAUGAGAGACAAGGCCAAGGAAGAAGAGUUGAGGAAAAGUGGAGAAGCGAAGUACUUCCAUCUCAAUGAUGAUCUCCAUGUUCUCAUUGAAGUGUUUGCCCCACCUGCAGAAGCUUAUGCCAGAAUGGGACAUGCUUUGGAAGAAAUCAAAAAGUUCCUCAUCCCUGAUUAUAAUGAUGAGAUCAGGCAAGCACAGCUCCAGGAAUUAACAUAUUUGAAUGGUGGUUCAGAAAAUGCAGAUGUUCCAGUGGUUCGAGGGAAACCCACCUUGCGUACAAGAGGUGUACCAGCUCCCGCAAUAACCAGGGGAAGGGGAGGAGUUACAGCCCGGCCAGUUGGAGUUGUAGUACCACGAGGGACGCCAACUCCCAGAGGAGUCCUGUCCACCCGAGGGCCAGUGAGUCGAGGAAGAGGACUUCUCACUCCCAGAGCAAGAGGAGUCCCCCCAACUGGGUACAGACCUCCACCGCCACCCCCAACACAAGAGACUUAUGGAGAAUAUGACUAUGAUGAUGGAUAUGGCACUGCUUAUGAUGAACAGAGUUAUGAUUCCUAUGAUAACAGCUAUAGCACCCCAGCCCAAAGUGGUGCUGAUUACUAUGACUACGGACAUGGACUCAGUGAGGAGACUUAUGAUUCCUACGGGCAAGAAGAGUGGACUAACUCAAGACACAAGGCACCUUCAGCGAGGACAGCAAAGGGCGUCUACAGAGACCAGCCAUAUGGCAGAUACUGAUUGUACUGUCUGAUGUUGUGAAAUAGCCAAUCUCCACCAGUCCUGUAUACUGUUCAAAGUAAUUUUUUUCUAUGAACAAUCCCUUUUUAAAUAAAUCAAAAUGCUUAAAAUCUGAAUGGAUGGAACUUAAAACUACUUUGUUGAAACAUCAACCUGGGCAGAAAAAAAAAAAAAAAAAGACAUGUAAAAUUUUGUUAUUUCCAGUCUGUAUAUGAAAAAAUAGGUCAUCAAAAGAAAAAAAAUAACUUUGAUUAACUAGUGUUAAACAAAAAAUAGGUUUACUAAAUAUGUUAAUCUAUUCUUUUAACAUAAGCCUCACCUUUCAUUUUAAAGGUUUCCAUAGAAUUUAGUUAUUUUAUCUUUCAGCCAUAUGCUAGUUUUUUUUCUCUUGCCAACAUGCGUAAAAAGGGAAGCCAAUUACAAGUGCAAAUAAUGUGGUAUUCUUUUGUAACUCAAGUCUUGAAAUGUUCUGUAGUGUUAAGCAAAGUCUCCUCUUGCUUGAUACUAAAUAAACUUUUGAAAGAAA